Molecule: messenger RNA, 4356 nt
Organism: Acinonyx jubatus (cheetah)
Lineage: Eukaryota; Metazoa; Chordata; Mammalia; Carnivora; Felidae
Gene: PLA2G5
Product: phospholipase A2 group V
Exons: 5
Coding region: 3528-3944 (138 amino acids)
Biological process (GO): arachidonate secretion; negative regulation of T cell proliferation; phospholipid metabolic process
Molecular function (GO): phospholipid binding; calcium ion binding
Source: RefSeq, a predicted model, not a curated record
AGAGAGAGAGUGGGGCUUGUGCUCACCAAUGCAGGGUUCAAACUCAUGAACCAUGAGAUCAUAAGCUGAGCCAAGGUGAGAUGCUUCAUGACCGAGCCACCCAGGCACCCCCUCCUCCCUUCCUGAGUGAUCAGCCUCGAAACCCCCUCCUUCCGAUUGGAAGUGCCGAAGUAGGCAACGUGUGUGAUGAGUUCUGCAACACUCCAGAGACAGGCAGCCCUCCCACGGAAGGAGCAAUCAGGUAUAACUCCCUGGAGGAGGAGGAGGACUCAGUGUGGACCGUCUGCCAGUGAGCUCCGGGCCAUCCUGCUCUAUAUGCCAGCCUCCUGGGAGGCAGCAAACCCUCUGAUGAGGCCGAGGGCAUCUCGGCAGCUCUGGUCUCAGGAUGAGACCGUGUCCAAGUGUCUCUGGCUGCCCUCAGUGGGGCUUCAGCCCUGGGACGAGCCUGCACAAGAUGGACAGAGCAGGUGCCAGAGAACAGGCAUGUUUAUGAGAUGUUUAAUUUAUCCCACAGGUAUUUAUUUUUUUUUCUUUUUUUUUUACUGUAAUUUAUUGUCAAGUUAGCUAACAUACAGUGCAUGCAGUGUGCUGUUGGUUUCGGGAGUAGAUUCCUGCGAUUCAUCCCUUACAUACAACACCCAGUGCUCAUCCCAGCAGGUGCCCUCCUCAAUGUCCACCACCCAUUUCCCCCUCCCCCUAGACCCCCAUGUACCCUCAGUUUGUUCUCUGUAUUUAACUGUCUCUUAUGGUUUGCCUCCCUCCCUCUCUGUAACUAUUUUUUUCCUUUCCCCUCCCCCAUGGUCUUCCGUUAAGUUUCUCAAGUUCCAGUCUCCGACUGACUUAUUUUACUCAGCAUAAUACCCUCCAGUUCCAUCCACGUUGCUGCAAAUGGAAAGAUUCCAGUCUUUUUCAUUGCUGGGCAGUAUUCCAUUGUGUAUAUAAACCACAUCCUCUUUAUCCAUUUAUCAGUUGAUGGACAUUUGGGCUUCUUGCACACUUUGGCCAUUGUUGAUGGCACCGCUAUAAACAUCGGGGUGCAUGUGCCCGUAUCCCACAGAUAAUUCUUGAGGACCUACCAGGCGUCCGAUGUUGCUCUAGGUGCUGGGGUCAGAAAUGAAUCAGAGAAGGAUCCUGCCCUCAAGAGUCUUCCACUCGACAGGGAGUGGAAAUGGUUGGGACGGAGACAUCCAGAUUUGAAUCCAGUUCUGUCUGACUUGAAGCUCAGAUCCUCCGAGCUGACAUUGUGCUUUCUCCUCAUCCCCAUACUUAAUCGUUUGUUCAGGGAGUGUCAUUAGGUCACAGCUAAAGCCAGACACUGCUUGGCUGGGCUAGCUCCUGGACAUCUGCGGAGAAAUAAGACCUAAAUCCCUGAACAUGGAUGAGCUCACCCCGGGAGAGGUGCAGACAGAGCGGAGCAGACUCCGAGGGCAGAUCCCUUGAAAACACCUGCAUUUGGGGGGCUGAGCAGCGGAGGGCAGAUGGCUGAGAGUGGCCCUCUUAAGGCCAGAGAGAGAAGGAGGGCUGGGGGGUGAAGCCCAAGUUUGGGCAACACCAGGCUUUGGGGGGGAUCCCUGGGAGCUGCCUCAGGGACACAGCAGAGGGUUCAGGCAGCAAAGCAUUCAGACAGAAGUGGGUGUUGAACCAGUGGAGGCUUCUCAGUCCAGAAAUUUGGCUUUUUAAAAAAAUAUUGAUUUUUGAGACAGAGAGAGAGAAAGACAGAGCACGAGCAGGGGUGGGGCAGAGAGAGAGGGAGACACAGAAUCCCAAGCAGGCUCCCGGCUCUGAGCUGUCAGCACAGAGCCUGACGCGGGGCUCGAACCCACGGACCAUGAGAUCAUGACCUGAGCCGAAGUCGGAGGCUCAACUGACUGAGCCACCAGGCGCCCCUGGAAGUCUGGCUUUUAGAGUGGAAAACAAAACUGGAGAGACAGGUCUGCAGAGGCAAGGGAUGUUUUCCUCUCUCUUGCUUCAUUGUGUUUUGUUUGGGAUGGUGAGGCCCCGGAGUGUCAGUAGGAGGAGGAAGGAACAGGGGAGUUGUCACCCCCUGACAUACUGGCCCAUAUUUAUUUGAUGCCUUUGCUAUCUGUUCCCUCAAGCCGAAGGGAAGCUUGCGGGGGCUGAGCCUCGGUCUUGUUCACCGUGACCCCCCCAUCCCCCCGCCCAGGGCCUUGCAUGUGGCAGAUGGUCAGUAAGCACUUUCUUGUAUUGAACUGGAUUCAUAGGGUUCCGUGGGAUGCCCAGCGGUUAGGUCACGGGACGACAAGGGCCCUGAGGCCUGGAAGGAGGGGCUUCUCUCUGACGCAGCCGUGAGCAGAGGAAGGAGAGCAAAGAAGGCAAGAGCGACGAGACAAAGGAACUCACACUCACGUCUUCUCAGAAAAGUGUGCGCACAUGGGUCAGGGACUGGGCGGGGGCAUGGAUUAACAGAAGUGAACAGAGCAUAGUAACAGCUACCCAUGUUCGUCCAGAACACUCUAGAAGGCUACUCAUCAUUUGCUUACCAGCAUUAUUUGGCCACUGCUCUGUUAUAAAUGCAUCCAUUCACUUUGUCAUCCUAACAAGGACACUGAGGCAGGCCAAUUACAGUCGGCCCGAAGCAGCUGUGGCUCGUAGUGGGGAAGCCAGGAUUUGAACCCAGGACUCGAAGUUGCUCUAGAGUCUGUGAUGCCAACCCGUGAGCCUCACACCUCCCUACCCGGCCUUGUUUUAUGUAGCUGGUUCGCCACGAGCCUCUGGGGCGGCAGGGAGGCAUUAUUCUCAUAGUUCACAGCAACAAACAGAGAGGUGUGGUGACUUGGCUGGAGCCACACAGCUACUGAGCGGCCGAGCGGGGAUGCCAGCUUGCCCGUCUCUAACUGCAAGCCUGGAGGGUUCUCCUUCCCAGGGAGAAGGAAUGCGGGAAUCCCGUGCCAGUCGGAGUCAGGUGCCAACAGGGAGGUGCAAGCUGGGCUCGAGGGACAUUUUCCAGCAUCUCCAGAGUGCGGCUUUCACAGGCUCCUGGGUCUCCCCAGCUUAGGAACAGGGCGAGGGUUGGCAAGUCAGCAACAACAGGAAGAGGACGAGGGGAGAGUCCGGGAGGGGUGCCUCCUGGCUGCCACGGCCGUCCCUGAGUUGAGGCCCAGCGAGACGGGAUGAAAUGUGAACAGGGGACGUGGGCUGGAGGACUCCAUAGAGACGCAGCGUGGAGGGCGGAGGGGAGGCUGCCCUGGGAGGGGGAUUCCAGCCUCCCCGCCCCCGUGGAGAAGCCUGGACUGUGGGCGGCCCAAGCCAGACCCUCUCCAGCGUCUCUACUGAAAGCCACCGAGGCACUGUGAACCCUUCAGGAAAUAGCUGCUUCUGAACAGAGAGGGACCAAGCCCCCGGGGGUCUUGAGGGGAGAGGCAGGCCCUUCUAGGUGAGCCGUCGGUCCCGGAGCCAUCCGGUCAGGAGCGUGGGAGGCUGGCAGAGAGGCCUUUAAAACCUGCAGGCCCAGCCCCUGCCCCUGCUGCAGGCCUGACACGGAGAGAAGGUCUUCCUGAACCCCAGAGAUGAAAGGCCUUCUCACGCUGGCUUGGUUCCUGGCUUGUAGUGUGCCUGCUGUGCCAGGGGGCUUGCUGGACCUCAAGUCCAUGAUUGAGAAGGUGACCGGAAAGACCGCCCUUACGAACUACGGCUUCUACGGCUGUUACUGUGGUUGGGGCGGCCGGGGGACCCCCAAGGACGGCACCGAUUGGUGCUGCUGGGUGCAUGAUCACUGCUACGGGCGGCUGGAGGAGAAAGGCUGCCACAUCCGGACACAGUCAUACAAAUACAGAUUUGCACGGGGACUGGUCACCUGCGAGCUCGGGCCCCUCUGCCAAGUGCAGCUCUGUGCCUGUGACCGGAAGCUCGUCUACUGCCUGAAGAGGAAUCUGAGGAGCUAUAAUCCUCGUUACCGAUACUUUCCCAACAUCCUCUGCUUCUAGUGGCCCUCAGUGAGCUCCUUGCUCCCUUCUCCUCCCACACGGAGCUCACCGACUCCCCUGGGUUCCCGAGAGAGGCUCGCAGUCCUGGACCUCCUUCUCUCUCCAUGGUCCACGGGGCUUGGCGGAGCCCCACGGCCACACUCCACGCUCCAGAGAGUCCCAGGAGAAUGACUCUGGUCCCAGGACCCCGCAAGGUCCACUUGUGAGGUGGGCUCGCCCAAAGCUCCAGGCCAGCUGUCUUCCCGCUUGCCCUGAAGACAGCACCCCUUCUCCAGGAAGAUACAUUUACUUUGCAGUUUCUGUAGUCGGACUAUCACUACCACCCUCUAGAGAAUUUUUACUCAAGGUAGAAGCAAAAUUGACCCCCUAAUUCUGCCAUAGAGAUGUUUGAAAACAUUAUUCUCUACAAAGA